Molecule: messenger RNA, 4680 nt
Organism: Nilaparvata lugens (brown planthopper)
Lineage: Eukaryota; Metazoa; Arthropoda; Insecta; Hemiptera; Delphacidae
Exons: 21
Coding region: 175-4680 (1501 amino acids)
Source: RefSeq, a predicted model, not a curated record
GUUUGUCAGUUUGCUAAUUCUGUGAAUGAGGAACUGUGUUUUGGUGACGAAAAUUUGAAAUACAAAAUCGUUUUUAAUAUUUGAAUACUUCAUGCUCAUCAAAGAGUGAAUGGUGGACUCGGUUUGUUCCCAUACUGCUGCGAGGAUUUUGAAAUAUCCAACAAAGAUAAAAAAAUGACUUUGAAACGGAGGUCCAGGAUUUCGACUCCCGCCUGUAAUCACUACCUUAGGAAGAACAUUUCACUCUCCAAGAAACUUGAGAGUUUCAGAUUAUUGAGAGAAGCUAUUGGGAAUGCAAAGGCACGAGUGGUGAUUGGACACACUCAAUGUUGUCACACUCAAGUCGUCAAACCAUUGGAAACAAGACGAGAUGAUAGUAUGAUGAGACCUCCUCCACCUCCACCCACCCUUUCAGGAGACUUUCAAAGUCAUCAAGUCCAGAAUAAACUUGAGAAACUGGAGUUGACCAAGAGAAAGAAGCAGUUUGGGAGAAGGAUGGAAAUCAUCGAACGUUUACUCUUUGAACAGAGAUUGAAAAGAAAAUUCAAUCCUCUAGUUAAACCUCAAAGGAAAAUAAAACAGAAAUCAGUAUCACAGAGUAUUAGGAGACAGAUUUCUGUUGUGAGAGAGCGGAAAAAAUCCAAUGUUUCCAAAACUAAAUCUUCAUCUAAGACUAACAUUGAAGAACAUUUGAACAGUCUCUUGUUACUCAAAACAGACGCACAGAAACCAAGAGAGGAUAAUCUCUUCGUAUCAAAUUCCACUAUCAAUCAAAAUUUGGCUAUUCAUAAGGCCAUAAGACAUGAUUUUGAAGAAAUAAAUAGAAUUUCUCCUGAUGAAGAAAUUAUGAAAAAUAUUCGAUUCUCUGAAUCAUUUGUGGAGAAAAUCAAACAAGGGAAAUUACUAUUGGAUAAAGGAUGGGUUACUAAACCUUCAGAAAUUACAUUCAAGUAUGAAAUUGAUGAUCCGAUGGCAAUAUACAAGAGUAAAAUUGUGAUAAGAAACACCGGAAGAUGUUUGGCUUACUGUGGAUUCGCUGAAGUUGAUUGCAACAUGCUUGUACAUCCAAACACGUUUACAGGUAUCAAUGACAUAGAGCGUAUUUAUCCUGGGAUGUCUCUGAACUUUGAGCUAACAUUUUGCACACAUGGUGAAAUUAAUGGCGAUCUCCGAGCAAAAGCCUACUUUCUAACAAGAAGAGAGGGUCAAGGAGGUUACAUAGAAAUUCCAGUCAUUUGUCAUCCGACAAUUUGUGUAGAUCUACAACCUAGUGUGGUGACAACUAAUAUCCAAAAAAUGAAUUACUGGGAUGAUCCAACUACGAAAAUAGUAUUCCUUAUAAAUCCUGUAGAUACACCUUGUGAUGUGCAUUUUGAAUCAAAUUGUGAUAAUCUAUUAGAGAAAUUCAGAGAGAAUCUGAGAAGGUUGAACAAAGACAAAAAGAGCUUUGAUUUGGACAAGAACUAUGGCAAGAGGAUAAAAACCGAAAUCUCAAAAAUAGUAGCCAGUUAUAUAUUCGACUACAUUUUGUAUAAUAUUUUUGAACCAAUACAAACAGAACCCCGCUACUUUGCUGAAAUACCCAAGAAAUCAAAGUUACCUCUCACUAUAAAAUUCACACCACAACUUGUGAACAAGGAGGAUUUUAUCGUGAAAAAAAUAAACGCGAAUUUUUCCGUCAAGAACCAGGUCUUCCUAAAAAAUGAAAUAACAGUUCAUGCAAAAACUGAAGGCCUCCCAAUAGUGAUUGAGCCGCACCUCCUUGAUUUCAAAAUUGGACUGGUUGGCGCUUGUCCAGUGCAAACUACAUUCUUUGUUACAAACAUAGGCAAGAUUGCUGUCCCUCUGAAAGUGACAGUUGAUCGGGACUUGGGGAAGUUUGUUACUAUAAGACCCAAGAACUUCUCCGCAAUUGCUGGGCAGACUACUUCAGUUAGUGUGUGCUUGCAGAUAGGUCCAGGUUUCGAAGAAGCUGCAAACAGAUUCAUAGACCGAGUUAUGAAACUACUCGAGUUCCCAAUCUACAUCCAUCAGGCUUCUGUCCAACAUAAGGACAAGAUCACGCCUCUCACUCUUCCUGCAAUGGCAAUUUUGGCAAACUCUUUUGCACUGGAGGUCUCUGAGAAAUCCAUUGACUUUGGAACUGUUCGCCUCUCAACAUCCAGUUUACGCCGAUUGAGAAUUGUCAAUCGGUCGCCAUUGCUUCAGUUUUAUGGUUUCCUCAAUGUGCCGGAUAGUAUCAUGAUCAAACCUGAUUGUGGAUUUGGAUAUAUUUAUCCCGGAGAAGCUUUGACUGUGGAUCUGAUAUAUUCACCAGAUUAUGAAGAUAUAGCCUGCAGUGAUGGACAGAAGUUCAUAAAAAAUGUCAUUGUAUUGUAUACAGUGUACAGUGCAUCACACUUCAAAAAGUUGCAUGCAAAGAUUGCAAAACAAGAGAAAGAGAACAAGGAAAAACAAAUGACUGAAACUGAACCAAAGCUUAUUAUUAACACUGAUCUGGAAGAGAUUGAAGAGGGACAAAGAGAUGAUAUAAGUUACAAGAGAGACUCCCCAAGAUCUACUAAGAACUUUGAAGAAAACACGGAUGUACUUCCAAAAAAUGACAGAUUUGAUGAAAUAGGAAAACUUGAUAUCCUCGAUUUAUCAUAUGAGGCCAUAGAGAAACAUUUUGGGUCAUUUGUCUAUUAUAACGUGAUCCAUGGUGGUGGUAUAUCGACUAAUUCUACUAUCCCUAGUGAAAUUCCAAAUCAUAAUAAUUAUUAUUAUUCCCAUGAGACUGAACUCAUGACUACAGUGGAUGAAUUUGAAACUUUUGAAGAUGAAACUCGACCAAUGGAGACCAUUUACAGUAUGUCAAUCGAAUGCGGAGCCACUGUUGUGAGGCCUGUCAUGCAGUUUUCCUCCCAAAAAGUAAUAAUGCCUGCUACACCAUGUGGUUCGUCAUCAUUUGCAUCGGUAUACCUGCGUGCCAGACAACCAGAUGCAUGUAUUUGUGGUGAAAAAUCGAAGAAAAUAGAAUUCUCGGGAAAUUUUCAUAUUACCACUAACGAUGAAAGUGUUAACGUCCAGCCAACUUCAGGGAAAAUUCAUCACAAUAUGAGUCAAAAAUUAUUCUUGGAAUACAAACCAAAAUUGGAUAAUGAAGCCAUAAAUCGGACAGCUAAUGAACUUCAAUCGGAAGCUGAGAAUAAAUUGAUCGUCAAAAAAGAUAAAAAAGGAUCAAGUAAAUCCAGACCUUCAUCAAAAAAGAUGAAAACUCAGAAGAAAGCUACUAGUACCUCCUCAUCAAAACGUACUUCUAAGAAGGUGGUGAGAGUUGAUGAAAGUAGAUACCAAGAAGCAAGAGAAUUUCUGCUGAAAUCUUUUGAACCAAUUAGAAAAACAGUGAUAGUUCGCUGCAAACUUGAAAUUUUGUUGGGAGAUGAUCACAAAAUAAGAAAAUCUGAUCAGCAAGUUAUAUUGGAGGAAAUUGAAUGUCACGUGGUUUGCACUGCAGUAAAGCCAGAUUUCAUUCUGAAAAGUACUGCUCGCAAAGUGGACUUUGGUUUGGUGGCUGAAGGAAUGCGCAAGAAAAUUUCAGUUGGAGUUGAAAAUAUUUCUGAGAGUCCUAUAUAUCUGAAACUAUCACAUCUGAAUCCCAUUGGCAGCUUUUCUCAUUCAUUAAGGACACUUCCAAUACAAUGUAAGAAUUUCAAGAAAAUAAAAGGAGUAAACAAAGAAAUGCAUAAAUGUAGUGUUCUCAUAGACCCUGAUGAGAUUAAUGAAAUCAACAUUACUUUUUCCUCAAAUGAAGGACAAUUGAAUAAGAGCCUGGAACGCCUCGAUAUUGAAGGUGGGAGAACAAAAGUUGUUCUUUUUCUAGAAGCACAACCAGUCGCAAGAGGAGUCCAGUUUAAUCCCAAUAUUGAUUUUUAUAAUAUGGAAUGUGGGUUUGGUGGCCGUAAGGAGCUUGAUGUACUGAUAAGUAGUACAAGUAAAGGUGUCCAACAUAUCUCUAUCGAGAGAGAAUAUUUGAAAGCAGUUCCAUUGAACAUUUUACCACUUAAAAAUGAAAACAAGGAUGAGAAAGUUAAAACUAGUUCCAAGCGUCAAGGAAAAACGCCUGAAAGUUCCAAAGCUCAGAAGAAAACUUCUUCCAAAGGAAAGCCAGGAAAGAAUAUUCAUCAAAAUUUGAACAAAGAAGAAAAAGACUUCUUUGAUAAUUAUGAAAGUGAGGAAAAAUACGAAUUUGAAGACUUUUUCUCACUAACAUUCAAUGAAGUAGAAAAAGUCAAGUCAAAGAAGGGGAGAACAGAAUCUAAAGAGAAAAAGAAGAAAAAUAUUGAGCCGGUGAAAACUAGCAAUGAUGGAGAGGAACCAAAAGAUAUGAGUAAGAUAGAUCUACAUCCCUUGGGGAAAUGUAGGCUGGUUCCUAUAUUUUCUGUGAGGGAAAUAGAACAGUUGCACAAUUCUGUGAGGAAAGUUACUGAGAAAUCCAUUUCAGAUAAGCCAGACUCAUCGAAAGAUGCUAAGUUUUUGGAUUUGUCAAUGCAAGAGCAGAAAUUAAGUUCAUCUGAUGAUGUAGACUCGAUCACCUUCUACAAAAACAUGGUGUUUGUAGCAAAGUAUAAGAUUGUACUUGGACUUCAUACUCCAAUUAUGGAUCUAUAUUUUGUUGGAAAAGUAGUAGGGAAACGAUGA